Molecule: messenger RNA, 4284 nt
Organism: Musa acuminata subsp. malaccensis (wild Malaysian banana)
Lineage: Eukaryota; Viridiplantae; Streptophyta; Magnoliopsida; Zingiberales; Musaceae
Product: formin-like protein 18
Source: RefSeq, a predicted model, not a curated record
CCCCUUCGUGAGCCACACGACCACCCGCCCGAGAUAUAGAAGCCGGGAGAAAAGUGACAAAAAGAAGCCACGGAAACAUCCUCUCGGCACGACUCCCUCGUCUCCACCGAACUCUCCAAAUUGCGAGAAGACGAGGCGCUCCCUCCCCGCGGCGGUAUCCGUGCUGUUUCUUUAUGAUCCCCUUCUUCUCUUCUCUUCCUCCGUCAAUUAGAUCUGUGCAGCGUGCUCUCAAAUUCCGACUGCUUGCCCUUCGAUCGCGACAUGAAUGUCAGAAUUUUUGUGUCAUCGGAAGCAACGAUGGAGAUUUUUCUCGGUUCUUGAGACGGCGUUCGAGUUGCUUUUCCGUUUUCUUCCUCUGGUUCCUGCUAAUUGGGCUUUGGACGCGAAGUGGAGCUGGGCUUCAGCUCUGCUUCUAGGGUUUCUGGUCUGGUUCUUGGAGGCUCGGUUUGAUUCGAUUGGUCUGGCGACAUGGCGCUGUUCAAAAGGUUCUUCUACAGGAAGCCGCCCGAUGGGCUUCUGGAAAUCUCAGAGAGGGUCUACGUGUUUGAUCAAUGCUUCUCGACUGACGCCUUGAGGGAAGAUGACUAUAAAGAAUGUAUGGGAGGCAUUGUGAUGCAAAUGCGAAGUCAUUUUCCUGAUGCCUCAUUCAUGAUCUUUAAUUUCUGGGAUGGAGAGAGUGAAAGCCAAUUAGCCAGCAUUCUCUCUGAGUUUGAUAUGACUGUGAUAGAUUAUCCCCGUCAUUAUGAAGGAUGUCCUUUGCUUAAAAUGGAGAUGGUCCACCAUAUGUUGAGGUCAUGCGAGAGUUGGCUUUGUUUAGGACAGCAGAACCUCGUACUGAUGCACUGCGAGCGAGGUGGCUGGCCGGUUAUGGCAUUCAUGUUAGCGGCACUUUUGAUAUACCUAAGACAGUAUACAGGUGAGCAGAGAACGCUGGACAUGAUUUACAAGCAGGCCCCCCGUGAACUUUUAGAGUUCUUUUCACCCCUGAAUCCUGUCCCUUCUCAAUUGAGAUACUUGCAGUAUGUUUCAAGGAGUGUUGCCUCAGAGUGGCCUCCACUUGACAGAGCACUGACCUUGGAUUGUGUCAUUCUCAGAAUGAUACCAAUAUUUGAUUCAGAAGGUGGAUGCAGACCAAUAUUUCGAAUUUAUGGACAAGAUCCUUUUUUUGUAUCUGAGAAUACUACAAAAGUUUUGUUUUCAACGCCAAAGAAAAGCAAAUUGGUCCGACAUUAUAAACAGGCAGAUUGUGAAUUAGUUAAAAUUGACAUAGGUUGCCACAUUCAAGGAGAUGUUGUAAUUGAGUGCAUUAGCUUGGAUGAAGAUCAAGAACGAGAAGAGAUGAUGUUUAGAGUUGUUUUCAAUACAGCUUUCAUCAGGUCAAAUAUUUUGAUGCUGAGUCGUGAUCAGAUUGACAUUCUGUGGGAUGCUAAGGAUCGAUUCCCAAAGGAUUUCAGAGCUGAGGUUCUUCUUUCUGAGAUGGAUACAGCAUCAUCACUUAUGACUUUGGAAUUGGCCCAUAUGGAAGAUAAAGAUGGUCUUCCUAUAGAAGCAUUUGCUAAGGUGCAUGAGAUUUUUAGCCAUUUGGAUUGGCUAGAAGGGAAGGGCGAUUCUACACUUUAUAUUCUUCAACAGAUAACAUCCUCUAAUUCACUGGAAGAUAAAUUGUCUGAAGUUUCUCAUCAAAAAAUGCAAUCCUGUAAUAUGUCACAGUCAUCUAGCUCUCACAUAGUCAUGAAGAACCUGCAGGAUGAUCAAGGAACUGAUCAUGGUGCAUCUGAGACUGCUGAAGUGAAGGUGAUGCCAUUAUCUUUGUCACAACUGUCAAGUACUCCUGCUCCUAGAUUACUUGAAUCUUCUGAAUGCAUUAAGUUAUCAGUGGAUCCACCAUCAUCACUACCAUCAUCUUUGCCAUUUUCAAGGAUUGUUGCUCCUGGGUUACCUGAGCCUGAUGAACACAUUAUACAAUCAGCAGUGCUCCAAACACCGCCACCGCCACCGCCACCGCCACCACCACCACCACCACCUCCACUUUUGUCAUCACCUCUGCCAUCAGAAUCAAUGCCAUCUUCAAAGCUACCAUCAUCUUCUUCUCCUCCUCCUUCUAUUGCUGUUGCUGCUACCACUAGCAGCAUUUCACCACCGCCACCGCCACUGCCACCACCACCACCAAAGUUGGCCUCACAGGGAUCAAUUCGAAUAUUAUCACCUCCACCACCGCCGCCACCUCCACAGCCAUUUACAGUUCCAACAUCAUCAGUAAUGUCAAAAUCUCCUUUACUACCAUCAAUGCAACCUCCAGCUUCUGUGUUAGCAAGUUCUGUACCCUCUGAUAAAAGUAAUAAGAUACCAACCGCAGCCUCUCAGUCUAGUCGCACUCAGUCUGUACCCCCACCACCUACUCCUACUAUAAGCCCAUUUAAUAGUGUAUCAUCAGGUAUCAAGGGAAGGAACUUGACACGUUCCAGAAGUCCCAGAAGUUUGUAUACCUCCCAAUCAUCAUCAUCAAGAAGGAUGUCUCUCAAGCCGCUGCACUGGUCUAAAGUAACAAGAGCGAUGUCUGGAAGUUUAUGGGCUGACACACAGAUAUCCGAUGAACUCCCAAAGACUCCAGAGAUUGACAUGUCGGAACUUGAGAGUCUUUUCUCUGCACAAUUGCCAAAUUCGGAUUCUUCCAGUGUAGCUGAAAAAUCAAAACGCCGUUCCUCACUUAGUGGAAGAUCUGAUAAAGUUCAUUUGAUUGCUCUUAGGAGAGCUAAUAACUGUGAAAUAAUGCUCACAAAGGUUACAGUGCCAAUACCUGAUUUAAUGAGUUCAGUUCUUGCCCUUGAUGAGUCUAUUUUAGAUGCAGAUCAGGUUGAUAAUCUCAUAAAGUUCUGUCCAACAAAAGAGGAAAUAGAACUACUACAGGGUUAUAAAGGUGAUAAAGAAAGCCUAGGCAAAUGUGAACAGUUCUUUCUAGAGUUGAUGAAAGUACCAAGAGUGGACUGCAAACUGAGAGUCUUCUCCUUCAAGCUACAAUUUAGCUCUCAGGUUGCUGAUUUAAGAAGCAAUUUGAACACUGUAAACUCUGUAUCUGAAGAGAUACGAAGUUCUGUGAAGCUGAAGAAAAUCAUGCAGACAAUUCUUUCAUUGGGAAAUGCAUUAAACCAGGGAACCGCCAGAGGUUCUGCCAUUGGAUUUAGGUUGGACAGCCUCCUGAAACUUUCUGACAUUCGUGCUCGCAACAAUAAGAUGACUCUUAUGCAUUACUUAUGCAAGGUUCUUGCAGAUAAACUUCCAGGAGUUCUUGAUUUUCACAACGAUCUUGUUAGAUUAGAAGCUGCAUCGAAGAUACAGCUAAAGAUUCUGGCAGAGGAAAUGCAAGCUAUAAGUAAAGGAUUGGAGAAAGUCGAAAAAGAAUUAACAUCUUCUGACAGUGAUGGUCCUGUAUCUGAAACAUUUUGUAAGACUUUGAAGGAGUUUCUUGUUGUUGCUGAAGCUGAUGUGAGAUCCUUAACUUCACUUUAUUCUGGAGUGGGUAGAAGUGCAGACAUGUUGGCUCGAUAUUUUGGUGAAGAUCCUGCACAUUGUCCAUUUGAGCAAGUUGUCUCUACACUUCUUGAUUUUACUAGAAUGUUUGAACGUGCGCAUGAGGAGAACUGCAAACAGCUAGAGCUGGAGAGAAAGAAGGCCCAGAAAGAAGCAGAGCAUGAAAAACUUAGGCAUGCUAUACAUAAGAAAGGACCAGAUCACUUAAUGCAGUCUCGCAAUGUUAGUGGCCACACCAGGUGAUAAAAAUCCGGGUCCUUGCAGUCUAGUAACCAACAAAGACAGCAUAUCCUUCCGGGAGACGAUAACUUCUGCUCCAUAGGUGGCAGGCAUCGUUGACCAUACAAGUGAAGGGAUGUCUCGAGUGUGAGGUCCCGUUGAGUAUGAAAACUCAUCACGGUAACAUGUUUAUUACUGUUUGGGCCAACAGUAGUCGUUAACUAGCUUAUUCUUUACAAGGCAUGCAAUAGCACAAGAGAAUACCCUCAGGGGGGAUCUUGUAGCAUGUAUACUCAUGUCAAGAAUCUUGUGAUUUGCUGUAAAGCCGGGCAGAUAAUUUUGCAUUCGUUUCAGGAGUUUUAUUAAUGUACAUACAAUGUGUAUACAAUUGUUUUUCCCCUUACCAGGGCAAGAUGUUCCAUAGUCUGAUUGAUGUAAACUAUCAGGUUUUUUUUUUUUUUUGCCUUUUGUAUUCUUAUCAAACUUGUCUCCUUGUACUCAAAGCACCUCAAACUCAUAAAUUACUCUUUGCUUUAA